AUGGUUUGUCUAGUUGGUAUAUUUUAUUGUAAGAAGGCAUAUUCUGCAGGGGAACUUAUCUCAGGAUACAUAACCCUACAGAUCCCAAGUGUUAUUUCAAUUGAAAGCAUUAUCCUGACAAUCGACAAAGAAUCUGAAAUUAAAGUGGAUGAAGUCAACAGUAAAUUAGUCUCAAAUGAAAGAGCAACAAGACAUUUAGGCAGGUUUAUUAUAUACGGAAAUAGAACAAAGAGAAUGCUCCCAGGAGUACACACAUUUCCCUUCAAUUUUAGAAUGGUCUCUGAUGAAGGAGCCACAAUUGAGUACAAGAAAAUCACCCAGACAAAAAAUAUUUACGCCUUGAAUAAGUACAUAAGCAGGUGCGAAGUGAAAAUAUACGGGAUAUUUAAGCCAGUAGCAAAAUACACCCGGGAAAUACAUCUUAUAGAACCAGUCCUAGAGAAUAUUCAGAAGAUAAAUUAUAAGCACCAGAUAAAUAACUGUCUUUGCUUUGGUAAUAAAUCCACAGAAAUAUUCAUAGUACAUGACUCAGUCCUGUACGCAGGUAAGACUCAUUCACUGGAAAUUUCUCUAAGCCCAGGGGCAUCAAUAGGGAAGAUAGAGUGCUAUUUAGAAAUGAAUUUAUGUUCAUUCACAGAUGCAAUAAACCCAAUUACCCUACUAUUUCCAUGUAAGACAACAGAAAUAAACGGAAAAAUAAGUCUAUUAGUAGAUGAAACUGUUCCUUCAGAGACAUCAAGAAAUGACUUUUUUUCAAUUUCUUACAACAUGGUAAUUAAUGUGGCAAUAAAAGGUGGUGGUACCACAAGAAUAUUAAGACCAGUCUCAAUACGUGGCAAGGACUCAUACGGUGAAUAUACUCCGCCUGAGAUACCUGAGAGUGCCAUCUACCCUGAAAAGUAUCUUUCACUGCACUGUUAA
Nematocida ausubeli is the source of this 921-nucleotide messenger RNA. RefSeq lists its product as uncharacterized. Bases 1 to 921 code for a protein of 306 amino acids. NCBI's taxonomy places the organism in Eukaryota, Fungi, Microsporidia. The transcript has a single exon. The record is from RefSeq and is a predicted model, not a curated record.